Chlorella variabilis is the source of this 1025-nucleotide messenger RNA. RefSeq lists its product as hypothetical. Gene Ontology annotation, cellular component: cytoplasm. The transcript has 6 exons. Bases 1 to 858 code for a protein of 285 amino acids. Gene Ontology annotation, molecular function: ATP binding; protein tyrosine kinase activity; protein serine/threonine kinase activity. Gene Ontology annotation, biological process: peptidyl-threonine phosphorylation; peptidyl-serine phosphorylation. NCBI's taxonomy places the organism in Eukaryota, Viridiplantae, Chlorophyta, Trebouxiophyceae, Chlorellales, Chlorellaceae. The record is from RefSeq and is a predicted model, not a curated record.
AUGGUCUUAACCUUUCCUGCCACCCCCCCCCCACCCCCCCCCCACCCGCAGAACAACAAAGACUACUUUGACCAGGGGCUGGACGAGGUGAAGCUGCUGCAGUAUGUCAAUGCAGCAGACCCGCAGGAUGAGGCAGGCCUGCUGCGCCUGCACGACUUCUUCUACUUCAAGGAGCACCUGGUUCUGGUGACGGAGCUGCUGCGUGCCAACUUGUACGAGUUCCAAAAGUACAACCGAGAGAGCGGGGACGAGCCAUACUUCACACUGCCGCGCAUACAGUCCAUCGCGCGCCAGGUACUGACAUCGCUUGCGUUUCUGCACUCACUGGGCCUGGUGCAUGCCGACCUGAAGCCUGAGAACAUCCUGGUGAAGAGCUACAGCCAGUGCCGGGUGAAAGUGAUUGACCUGGGCUCCUCCUGCUUCCUCACAGACCACCUGAGCUCAUACGUGCAGGUGGUCGGGCUUCCUAUGCCCCCCACGUUGAAGGUUGGCACCAACUGGUGCCACAUGCGUUUGCGCCCUGGCCCACAGAACGAGUCAAUUGCCACCCUGCUGGCACGGCUGGAGGGCAUUCUAAGGCCACUGCCACGCUGGAUGCUGCAUCGUGGGCGGUAUGCUCAUAAGUACUACAUGAAAGAUGGUCGUGUUUACGAGAAGAGUGUUCACUCGGGGCGGUAUGAGUAUUUGCGACCCAAGGCCACCUCAUUGGCAUGGCGGGUACCACAGGCGGACGAAGGAAUGCUGUCGUUCCUGAAGCACCUGCUCCAGGCAAGGCCUACCUGCCUGAGUGUCGAUCCGACGAAGCGACCAUCAGCAGCACAAGCCCUACACCAUCCCUGGCUCGAGCAUCAGUACUAAGCGCCUUUGGGCUAUCAUUUUCCUAGGAUUUUAUCUAAUUUCCCAACUUGUCAGCGAAAAGCCAUCUGUUUCUCUCCCGUGUCAUUGGUAUCACUUUUAGGCCUUCGUGCCAUUUCCAUGCUGCGUUGGUGUCCCCAUCACAAUGUGUAAGAGGUACCCCCCCAAAA